Molecule: messenger RNA, 1037 nt
Organism: Camellia sinensis
Lineage: Eukaryota; Viridiplantae; Streptophyta; Magnoliopsida; Ericales; Theaceae
Source: RefSeq, a predicted model, not a curated record
AAUCUAAUCUCUCAAACUCAAAACACAGCGCAGCUCUCACUCUCUCUCUCAUCUCAUCAGCCUCUCUCUCGUUUUUCAUCUGGACCGAUCAACCUCACAAGAGAUCGACUUUCUCUCAUCGCAAGAUCGACCGAUCGACUCACUCUCUCAUCGCACCAAUCGACCUCGUAAGAUCGAAUCUUUCUCCAGCAACUCUUAUAGGAAUGGAAUACAAGCAUGAGAUUAGCGAAGAAGAAGCCAGAACUAUACUUGAAGUUAUUGCUUCAACUGGGAAAUUUUGCUCUUCUCAGCUUUAUAGAAGGUCCUCCUUUUACCCUGCAGAGGCUUUGUGAGAUCCUUUUGAGUGCGAGAUGCAUUUAUCCAAAUCUCUCGAAACUUGCUCUAGCACUAGAAAAGAAUUUGUUGGUGACAUCUACUCUGACAAUCUCUGCUGAUCCAUAUCCACCUGCAAUGAUGCAAAAACCUGAGGAAAUUGACAAAAGAGAUGAGGAACCUCAGGAAAGAGGUGAGGAACCUCAGGUGGCCUCUAAUCCGGUAGAAAAUGGGGUUGAACAUGUAACAGGUGGCAAUGAUGAAGUAACAACAGAAGUAGAGGAAGCUGAUGUUAAUGACGAUAUGACAAUUGACAUGGAAGUUUUUGAAGAAAUAGUUGGAUCAUCAGAAUCUAAUUCUGUUCCAACUACUGGUUCUUAGCCUCUUGAUGGCCAAACUUGGCAGUACAGAAGUACUCAUAGGUCCAUGUGUCUCGGCUGAUAGGGAACCGUUGAGUUUUAAUUUCGGUUUAGAUCCAUAUAUUCUGAUUCAAAGUUUGAUUACUUUUCCGAUUUCUCAAUUAUAAGGGAUAACUGUACCGGGUUACCUUAUUAGAUAACACUUUGGUACAGCCUACUUAUAUUUCAAGCUUGGAUGCUAUUUUUUUUGUCUUGGCGUUACCUUUGUAGUGUGGAACUUCGUUCAUGAAUUUAUUUGUAAGCUUACUAUUAGUUUCCUUUAACCCUUCAUUGGAUCACGGUUUAUGAUUUGCAUUUUCUUUUUCA